UGGGGAAACAUCAUCGGAUUCGGUAUUCAGAAAAUACAUUUCGCGAGCGAUAUUUUUGUCGUCGGUCGUAUGAGAAGGUGCUUUGGAUAACAUUUAAUUUAAAACCAAAAUGCCUAUGAUAAAGCUGCAGAGUUUGGAGGGAGAAGUGUUUGAGAUAGAUGUGGAGAUUGCCAGACAAUCAGUCACAAUUAAAACUAUGCUUGAAGACCUGGGUGUUGAGGAUGAUGAUGAGGAACCUGUCCCACUUCCCAAUGUCAAUGCAGCUAUUCUCAGAAAAGUGAUUGCAUGGUGCACCUACCAUAAAGAUGACCCUCCUCCCCCAGAGGACGAUGAGAACAAGGAGAAAAGAACAGAUGACAUCUGCUCCUGGGACGCAGAAUUCCUGAAAGUGGACCAGGGCACGCUCUUUGAACUCAUUCUUGCAGCAAAUUACUUGGAUAUUAAAGGACUGUUGGAUGUGACCUGUAAAACUGUAGCAAAUAUGAUCAAAGGAAAGUCCCCCGAAGAAAUCAGGAAGACAUUUAACAUCAAGAAUGACUUCACACCUGCAGAAGAAGAACAGGUUCGAAAAGAAAAUGAGUGGUGUGAAGAAAAGUAGACAGAUGUAUAUGAAGAUACUAAUGCAUUCUGUUUUGUGAGAUGGACUCUCUGAAGGUCUACAACGGACAUGUGAAGAACUCCAGUGAUGUUUUAGGUGUAAUGUUUACUAAAUUAAGAGUGUUUAUUAAUCACCCUGACUGAUAGUGGUGAAAUUGUAUAUCAUAAUUUGUAUUUAUUUGUAAUAAUUUCUCUGUUUUAGUGUUGUUAGUGUGUUUUUUCCCCCUUUAUCCAGUCUUUUUCGCUCGGGUGAAAAAUGCACAGAAAUUUCUCCUUGUACUUGUCUAUUAAGAACAAAUAUACAUUCUUCUCAACUCUUGUAUGUAUUUGUUGCAUUGAAAAAAUUCAGCGAGUACAUUAAGGCACAGUACUGUAUGUUAAAGGCUUUUGUGUUUGAAAAGAUACCCAGUAUUGCCAUAAUAAACUUUCCACAUAUACAAUACUGAUGUUAUGUCCAUAGGAAAAUAAUUUAUUCAUGGGUACUUCUCAUCAAAGUGGAUCCAAUUAUGACUAUAAGGUGAUGAUGACGAAUGAUUUAGUAAUUAGCUGAUUUUACCAGUAUAAUUCUUAAAGGAUUAAUUUAGUUACAAUUUCAUGGAGUUUUUUUUUUUUUAAGAAGUUAAAUUUUUAUCACCUCAAAUGUAAUAUUCUUUUUUCCAACAAUAAUGCAAGAAUAUUUCAAAGUUAUUGCCAAGGAAAGGUUUCUUAGGAACGAUCAAGGUCUUAGGGAUUAGCAGUUUGGUUUGAUUGAUUUUUGAUUGGCAUAUGUCUUGGGAUAAUGUUCCGCUCAUUUUGACAUCAGGUGUAAGUAUCAUACCAAAAUGAAACCCAAGUUUUGUACAUCUACUACUGACUUAUACCAAGACAGUGAGGUUCUUAAGUGUUGAACAGGUUUAAAGGUCUCAUUCAAAUGACCCGUGGCAUCUGAUGAUCUGAUUUUGUAUGGGAGAAGUACAUGUCUUGCUCCACUAGAUAGGGAUAAUAAACGGAUAUUCAAUCAGUCAAAUAUUCUUUCAUGUCACUGAUGUUUGAAUAAAAAAUAAUCUAAUAUUGGA
Ostrea edulis (European flat oyster) is the source of this 1652-nucleotide messenger RNA. Its product is annotated as S-phase kinase-associated protein 1. Gene Ontology annotation, cellular component: nucleus; cytoplasm. The record is from RefSeq and is a predicted model, not a curated record. Gene Ontology annotation, biological process: SCF-dependent proteasomal ubiquitin-dependent protein catabolic process. Bases 110 to 598 code for a protein of 162 amino acids. Gene Ontology annotation, molecular function: cullin family protein binding. The transcript has 5 exons. Lineage: Eukaryota; Metazoa; Mollusca; Bivalvia; Ostreida; Ostreidae.